AUGUUACAGCAGGAUCGGAUGAGGACUCAGUUAUUAUCGAGGCCUUCAGCACCUUUGACACCAAUGGAAAGAUCAAUGGAGACCGGUGAGUUGAGGCACGCUCUGUUGACCUUUGGCGACAAAUUCACAGCCAAGGAAGUAAACGAUGCCUUUGACAACAUGUACAUUGAUGAGAAAGGAAUGAUUGACACCCAGAGUCUUAUUGCCAUGCUGACCGGUACCGGCGAAGAAGAUGAUGAAUAA
Cotesia congregata is the source of this 243-nucleotide messenger RNA. The record is from the annotation of a GenBank genome assembly. NCBI's taxonomy places the organism in Eukaryota, Metazoa, Arthropoda, Insecta, Hymenoptera, Braconidae.